GUCUCUAAGGUAAGAGAUCUAAAGGUAACUGUUAUAGUUGUAGGACUCGCACUUCCUGAUACUUACAUUUGGACCUACACUUAGAACACGAACGGAAGCAUUUCAUGAUGUCAAAUCCUGUAAAUGAAGGUGCAUCUCCUCUAUAUGACAAUGCAACAAACAGCAAUCCAUUUGCAGUCCCAGCGUCAAAUGUGCACGUGGCGUCUUUCUUUCAGAGCGUCAAUCCUCCGCCCCCCUACUACGUCCCUCCUUCAACUCACACAAGAAGUGUCCCCACUGUGGCACCACAAUGGUAUCCCUCCACCAUCAUCCCGCAAAAUAUAAACCCAUCUUUACCAUUUUUCCAAACAUUUUUGAUGGGUAAACCAAAGGCUUUGGGAAUUCUGGUCAUUGUGGCAGCCAUCUUGGAGAUUGGCCUCGGCAUUGCAUUGGGCUUCACCCUCUUUACUAUCACGCUCCCAAGUGGCAUUCCUUUUUGGGGCCCUGUGUUUUACAUCAUUGCUGGAUCUCUGACAAUUGCAGCUCAGACAAAACCCAAUACCUGUUUGAUCAGAGGCUCUCUGGGACUGAACAUCGUUAGCUCCAUUUUCAAUAUGAUAGCUGUGAUCCUAAACAUUGUUGAUUUUCUAAUCAGUCGGUGCUACCUUUCCAAUUACUCAUACUAUAACAGUUACUAUGAUGGAUACUAUAGUUAUUAUGACUAUGGAAAUUAUAAUUAUAAUGCUUACUAUCUAUGCCAACAGAAACUAAAUGGUAGUUAUGCUGUUGUUUCUCUACUACUUGUGAUAAAUUUGCUGCUCUUCUGCGUCACCGUUUCCACCUCUGUUUUUGGAUGCCGGUCUCUCUCAAAAGUACAAAAUGUCAACCAGGUGUUCGUGAUGCAGAAUGAUGUCGUCCUUGCUAUGAAUACUGGUGUUCCCGUUCCUCAAACUACCAAUUAUGCUCAACAACCACCAAUACCGGCAUAUUCAGUUAAUGUAGUUAAACCUUGACCAAUCCAAUAAUAAAGAGAACCAGUCACCUACAUAUUUUAUGGAUGGAUCAGCUUUCUAUUGGAUUGCUUCCUAAUUAUUAUGAAUCAGUAACUUAGCAAUAUUUGUAAAUUCUUAGAUUGUGUUUCUGAAAGUGAUUUCUAUUGGAAAAGAAGGUUUCUUAAUGUGUUGGACUGACCGGGAGGCAGCACUUGACUUGAGAAAGGGGAUUAUCUUUUUCACCUCUGUCAGUACCAUUUAUCAGCUCUCUAUGGUUAGUCCUUCACAGGACUUUUUUUCUCAGAGAAUAAGUGCAGGAGCUCCCUCCUUCUGAGUCACUUCGCCCCCUACCAACCUCUGAGCAACAUCCCUUAAUUCCACCCUU
This is a messenger RNA of Rana temporaria (common frog), 1356 nucleotides long. RefSeq names its product membrane-spanning 4-domains subfamily A member 4A-like. Gene Ontology annotation, cellular component: membrane. The record is from RefSeq and is a predicted model, not a curated record. NCBI's taxonomy places the organism in Eukaryota, Metazoa, Chordata, Amphibia, Anura, Ranidae. The coding region runs from base 105 to 992 and encodes 295 amino acids. The transcript has 7 exons.